CCUGCUUGCUCCUGAUGAAGAGGGCGCGGAUGAGAUGGGGAGUUAAUGCUGGACCAUGUUGCACGUGUCGUUGUACGCGCUACGUGCUUCCAGUGUCACUCUUCAUCAGCCGCUCUCUCUUCAUCAGCCGAAGAGAGGGAGCCGAUGAGAUGGACCACGUAGUUGCACGUGUGGUCGUUGUAUGCUGUGCACAAUGUUAACAAUUAGAUUUUGCUCAAGAAGAUCUAUGAGAGGAAGAUUCGCACUCAGCCCCUGACGGUCUGCCCUGAGGCUAAGGGGAUAAUUCGAUUUGAAGGGCUCGUAGACUGGAUCUUUUUUUGUCGGUCCUGCAGUCGUCCGGCGCCACCUGAUGAAGAGGGCGCGGAUAGAAAUCAAUUUCCGAACAAAUAAUUCGCACUUCUGAACAAUAAAGAAGAUAGGUGCAGG
Amoebophrya sp. A25 is the source of this 426-nucleotide messenger RNA. NCBI's taxonomy places the organism in Eukaryota, Dinophyceae, Syndiniales, Amoebophryaceae. The record is from the annotation of a GenBank genome assembly.